This is a messenger RNA of Heterobasidion irregulare TC 32-1, 1542 nucleotides long. RefSeq lists its product as uncharacterized. Bases 1 to 1452 code for a protein of 483 amino acids. The transcript is spliced from 8 exons. The record is from RefSeq and is a predicted model, not a curated record. Gene Ontology annotation, biological process: regulation of DNA-templated transcription; double-strand break repair via homologous recombination. Lineage: Eukaryota; Fungi; Basidiomycota; Agaricomycetes; Russulales; Bondarzewiaceae.
AUGGCACAGAUAACCCCAGAAACAGCUCUAUACUACACUUUCUAUACUACAUCUGCGGCUCCUCUCGUAGUCGCGCCUGGAUCUCCGCCUUCGGAGAGCGCGCUUGGCCCGGAUACCGCUCUUCAAGAGCUGAAGAAACUGGGAUGCACCUUGGCGACAAAGGAGUGGGUGGACAAUCACUGGAGCCUGAUUCUGUGGAAGCUCUCAGGCAUGGUAUGCCUAGAUCCAGAGCGCGAGCGUGACGGAGAGAAGAGAUGGUGUUGGGGAGAAGUUAUCCGACAGCUCCGUUACCGAUACGAAAAAGAGCUGAAUGGGGGGCAAAGGCCGGCCUUCCGCUUGAUCACGACUCACGACUCACCGUCUGGGUGCCCUAUGGUCGUUUGCGUGUCAAACAUCAUUUGGUCUGAAGGCGGCACCGCAGAAGAUGGUUCCCCGAUAUUGCCGCAUCCGGAGCUUGAGGUAACCGACGGCUGGUACAAGCUACGCGCCGAAGUCGACUCUCCUCUAGCGAGAGCUGUGCACAAGGGCUUCAUACGUGUAGGAUGCAAAUUGGCCGUCACUGGUGCAAAGUUCUCUGGCGGAAAAUCUGAGCCAUGUGAAAUCCUGGAAGCAUACGGUUCGCACCGUUUGAUGUUUUCUGGCAAUAGCUCGCAUCUUGCGCCGUGGCACGCGAAGCUUGGAUUUCAGCCUCAUCCGCCCAUAGCGACACUUAACAGCCUCACUCCGGACGGAGGACUUGUACAACUGUUAGACCUUACUGUGAUUAAGGCAUAUCCCAUCGCCUUUAUUGAGUUCUUUGUGGACGAAAACGGCCGCAAACGGCGCGCGGGUCCACGAAAGGAAGAUGAGGAGGCUCAAGUUCAGGACCAGUGGCAGGUACCGUUCGGGCAACAGAGGCGCAGGGACAGAGAAGAGUCGAAACUCCGCAAAGACGUUCUUGAUAAGCUCGAGGUCUAUGAGACUUGGGCCGAUCGCCUAGAACGCAAAGGGGCAACGAUGCCUGGCCAUAUCGAGGACUUGUUCGAUUUGCUCAAUGAGGGCAAGAGCUUCAGCGACAUGCUGAGAACCUCGAAGCUGGAUGACGCUUACUGGCUAGGCAGGUUUUUGCGCGAACGGAUUGAGAAGGAAAGGGAGACUCUGGUGGAUGAUAUUGAACGUGAUCUGAAGGACAUAUGUCCGCCUCGCGACGUGCGCAGUUUCCGUGUUUUGUUUAUGAAAGACGCGUGCACGUCACGGAAGCCCGCCAACCUAAUCGUGGAGAUCACUGUCUGGGAUGUACUAAACUUGCAGUUUGACGAGGGGAAGAAGCCAGGGCACUUCAAAGAGGGCGAACGAUUCCUUAUUACGAAUCUAUUGCCCUUGCAACAGAGCGCAUGGAUGCACAGAGCUCAGGUAGAUGGACACAUCUACUUGGCUACCCGGCGGGAUUCUAGAUGGACAAAGAAAGGCUAAGUUAUAUGUAAGGACACUCCUGGCUUCCCUGUUGUAAUCGCCGAUGUGUAUGCUGUGAGAUGUGUUAUAAGAGGCCAGAUUACAUUCUGG